UGUUCACUUGCUGUCAAUUUCGACUUGGGGGUGUGUAGUGCAUUUGAACAGAGAAAAAAUACUGUGAUGUCUUCGAAAGCAGAUAACGAGAAACAAAAACUUAUUCAAGAUAAGUGCCAGAUAAUCUUAGGUAAUUUAUUACGCGAAGAAGAUAAUAAAUAUUGUGUUGACUGUGAUGCUAAAGGUCCUAGAUGGGCUUCAUGGAAUCUUGGAAUAUUUUUAUGCAUAAGGUGUGCUGGUAUACAUCGAAAUUUGGGUGUUCACAUAUCAAAAGUAAAAUCUGUAAAUCUUGACACAUGGACUCCAGAACAAGUGGCAUAUCUUCAACAAAUGGGCAACAGUCAAGCUCGUGCUGUUUAUGAAGCAAAUUUGCCUGAAAGUUUUCGGAGACCACAAACCGACUCAUCAUUAGAGGCCUUUAUUAGAGCAAAAUAUGAACAAAAAAAGUACAUUGCUAAAGAAUGGGUUCCACCUCCAGCUCCUAAACCUGCGUUUGAUAUUGAAGAAGAGAAAAGAAAAGAAAGAGAAAAGAAGAAGAAGACCAAGGUUUCCAAUGUUAUAGAAAUACCUACUUUGCCUCAACAUCCUGCUGCACUGCCUCGUCCACACAGUACUGGGCCUCAUAGUCCUGUUGCUAAGCCAGUUCAAGUAGAAUCAGCUAAGCCUAAUGCAGAACAAGUGCCUGAAUCAACGGAUUUGUUAAACCUGGGAGGCAGUGUUGCAGAUGAUAGCAUUUUUGAUACAUUCCUUAGUGCUCCAGUAGCUUCUCCAGCUGAUAAGACAAACACUACACAAACAAAUUUUAAUGAUAGUGGAAAUGGAGCUGGCUCAAUAUCUGCUGAAGAAGCAGACUUUUUUAAUCAAGCUGCAAAUGUGGAUAACCGGUCUAACAAGAUGACAAAAGAAUCUAUUCUUUCUUUGUAUGGUUCAAGCUCCUGUCAAAUGCCUGCCACUCAACAUAUUACUCCAGUGUAUGGAGUACCAGGUGGAAUGUAUAUGAAUCCACAAGCAUUUUCCCAAGUUGGCAUGAAUGCAUAUCCUGGGAUCCCAACUCAAGGGAGUGGAGUUAGCAUAACUGGUGUAUAUAACCCAUUUGCUUCUCUUGGUCCUACUAUAAGACCAGAUGCAAGGCAUCAACCUAACAUGUGGAUUGGUGUACCCACUAGUGGUAGAGAUGAAUCUUUAAUAAUGGCUCAUGGCUUGGGACAGGUUUCUCAACAAAUGGCUAAUCUACAACUUUCUGGUCAAACGUGGAAUAUGGGUCUAAAUUCUGCAGCAAUGAAUGCUUCUGGAUUAAUGAUUGGGGCAAGUCAAACUCCAGGUGGAGUAGUAUGGCCUGCUGCUCCUAAUAGUCAAAAUCUUCAAAACCAACAAAAUCAAGGUGUUCCAAAGAAUCAUUGGCCAUAGUUAUAGAACAUUAUUUAUUAAAUUGUUAGAGUAUGGGGAAAAUAU
Molecule: messenger RNA, 1452 nt
Organism: Uloborus diversus
Lineage: Eukaryota; Metazoa; Arthropoda; Arachnida; Araneae; Uloboridae
Product: stromal membrane-associated protein 1-like
Exons: 10
Coding region: 67-1407 (446 amino acids)
Molecular function (GO): metal ion binding; GTPase activator activity
Source: RefSeq, a predicted model, not a curated record